CCCCAUCAAUUUUCUUAAGAAAAUUCAACUCCUCCAUCAAUCAAUGCACACAAAUUCUCAUCUCAACUCAAAAAAUACUGUGAAACCGUUUCCGGUUGAUACAGAUCCACAUUCUUAAAUUUGCUACUUCAGACAAGAAAUCACAGCUCGAAAUCCAUCCCACCAAAACCCCAAAACAGGUAAUAUUCUGUCAUCACACCCUUAAAUGCCUAAUAAAUCUUCUCCAAUCCCACACUUGUAGAAUUGUAAAAUUCAGCCCCCCUCAGAAAUGGAGUCCGGCAACGGCGCUGGAGUCGAAGACGACAGGAUCGAGAAGCGCGAGAGCAUAGGAUCAAGCGCUGAGACGAGGAAACCGAAAGAGAUCAGGAGUAGUAGAAACAACCGAGUUGAGAAAAAGGAGGCAUUAGUGAAGAAGGAAUGGGGCUCUUCAUCGAGAGUAUCCGCGGCGCUGGGAAAGGCGAGCUUGAGCCAGAGCCUGUCGUUCCCGAGCCGCCACUCAGACAUCAUGAAAAGGAGCAUAGAGAUUUACCCCACUGACUCCGAUGUUAGGCUGUCUCAGAAGAACAGCUCCAAGGUGGAGUCCCGAGUUUCCCAGGCUUCGUCUACGCGUACAAGGACCAACUCUCUCCCAAAGAAGCCCUUCCCGGGAGUCAAGCUGUCUCGGAACUCUGUUUGUGAUGAUAGGAAUCUGACAUUCUCCUUUAGAUCGGAAGAGCGUGCGGAGAGGAGAAAAGAGUUUUUCUCCAAGAUAGAACAGAAAGUUCAAGCAAAGGAAGUGGAGAAGAAUGAUAUGCAAGCAAAAUCCAAGGAAAGUCAAGAGGCGGAGAUAAAGCAACUGAGGAAGAGCUUGACAUUCAGAGCUACUCCAAUGCCAAGUUUCUACAAAGAGCCUCCACCAAAAGUGGAGCUUAAGAAGAUACCGACAACACGGCCAAAGUCUCCGAAGCUGGGGAGGCAGAAGGGGAGUGGGAGUGGAAGUGAGUGUGGUAGUCCGUGCAGAUCACCCAGGUCGCCCUUGGCGAGUAAAGAUAAGGUGGAAAAGAGUCCUUUGUCGAAGAGUUCGUUGUCGAGGGCGAUAAUGCCUGCUCAACUGCAGGUUGAAGGUUGAACAUAUCAACAUUCACUCUCAUCUCAUCUAUACUUACUUCCAUUAUACUACUCCAUAUGUUAUUGUUUCUUCCUUUUUCUCUAUAGUGGAAGUACAUUUUGUUGUGAAUACUGGUGUUGGAUGUUCAAAGUUUGAGUAACAUAUAUCAGUUGGAUACACUUUAUUAUCACAAAUUUUAUGUCUA
Salvia hispanica is the source of this 1292-nucleotide messenger RNA. The record is from RefSeq and is a predicted model, not a curated record. Lineage: Eukaryota; Viridiplantae; Streptophyta; Magnoliopsida; Lamiales; Lamiaceae.